AUGGUGCACUUGUCCUGGCACAAACCCCAGCUGGAACGCCGGAUCGUUGGCUCAACCAGCCGGUGGCGUUUCCUCAGAGAGCCUUUUUUGGGGGACCUGCUGGCGCUUUCCCAGAUGUGCAAGGCUGUCAACGUAGACUUUGAUGAAGUUCUGAAGAACCCAGACAGGUUAUGCAUUUCACAAAUUCAGGAAAACUUCCCUGAGACUUUGAAGAACAAGGCCAUCCAAAGCGCGGAGGCAGGUGUGAUUCUCGAAUGCCUUGGCUUCAGGUGGGAACUCCAUCAGCCCCAGCUUUUUCAGUCCGAGACCCUGACCAAGCUUUACAUGAUGGCCCUGGCCCGGGGCAACGCAAACCCUGAGAAGGAGCUGGAGAAGCUUCUGCAAGCUCAGCUGCCCGGGAAGAUUAAAGAACAACGCCCUGUAAAGAAGAUGAUCGUUUCCUUGAAGGUCAAUGACCCUCUGGUCACCGAAGCUGCCUUUGCUGUGGCCCUGCAGAAUCUCUACCUGCGCGAGGUAAGGGUGAGCAUGGACGACGUGCUGGGCGUGCUGGCUGCAGCCCACGUUCUUCAGUUCAACAGCCUGUUCCAAAGGUGUGUGACCAUGAUGAUGAACGGACUCACGCCGAGCACCAUCAAGGACUUCUACCUGGCCGGCUGCAAGUACAAGGAAGAGCCGCUCACCACUGCCUGCGAGAAGUGGAUGGAGAUGAACUUGGUCCCUCUGGUGGGGACACAGAUCCACCUCCGGAAAAUCCCGCAGGAGCUGCUCCACAAAGUGCUGAGGUCCCCCAGGUUGUUUACUUUCAGCGAGUUCCGCCUUCUGAAAACACUUCUUUUGUGGGUCUACUUGCAACUAAACAGCAAAACUCAGACGAUGCCGACGUACGAAACUGUGCUCUCAUUUUUCAGCAGCUUCCCCAAGAAGUGUUGCUUUCUGGACCGGGAUGUGGGACAGAACUGGAUGCAGCUCUUCCUUUGCCUGCGUCUGCACGGCAUCACCAAAGGCAAGGAUCUGGAGGAGCUAAGGCACAUUAACUUCUUCCCUGAAUCCUGGCUCGUCCGGGUUAUAGCCAACCAUUACCUCGCGCUGGAGAAUGGGGGCGACAUGGCCCACGCGAAAGAUCUUACCACCCAGGGGGUGAGAUUCGGGCUGCUCUUUAACCAGGAGUAUACUACACAUUCAAAAGUGAUUGCCAUGUAUGGAUUCUUCUUUGAGAUAAAGGGAAUCAAACAUGAUACUACUUCAUAUAGUUUUCAUAUGCAGAGAAUAAGGCACACCAACUUGGAAUUUGCCUCCUCCGUCUAUGAGCACAGCCCCAUCAGCCUGAGAGCAGAGCGCUUGGUGACGUACGAGAUCAGAGCCCAGACCCUGGUGGACGGCAAGUGGCAAGAGUUCACGACGAACCAGAUCAAGCAAAAGUUUGGGUUGGUCAAGUCGUCCUGCAAAAGCCACGCCUUGAAAAUCCAAACUGUGGGCAUCCCAAUCUAUGCAAGUUUUUCAUUCAUCUUCUCAUUAUCUUAACGGUUUUCCGAAGAAUCUAUGGCAUUUUUUUUUCUUCCACUGGUCCAUGUAAAAGGAAAUAAAACGACAUGAAAGGGACUGCUCAAGCAUUCAGCUGACUCUCCGAGUUAGUAAUGGUCUCAGAACUUUGGCCCACUGUCUUGGUCUGUUGGGCUGCUAUAACAAAACACCACAGACUGGGGGCUUAUGAACAACAGAAAUUUGUUACUCACAGUUCUGGAGGCUGGAAGUCCAAGAUCAAGGUGCCAGCAGAUUCCACGUGGUGUCUGAUGAGAACCUGCUUUCUGGUUCAUAGACGGCUUCUUCUCGCUGUGUCCUCACAUGGUGGAGGGGGCAGGGAGCUCCCUGGGGCCUCUUUUAAUAAGGGCACUAAUCCAUUUUACGAAGGCCCUGCCUUUCCCUCAUGACCUAAUCACCUCCCAAAGGCCCCACCUCCUAAUGACAUUACCUUUGGGGGUUAGAAUUCAACAUAUGAAGUCUGGGGAGACACAUUCAGACCAUAGCACUCCCAUUUGUAUCGUCGGAAGAUGGAAAGUAUCAGAGCCAUGAGUCCAUUGCCAUCAUCGACCCCGAAGCUCCCUGAGUCCAGACCUAACUUGGUGCACUCUCGGAAGCACUCCUAUGGGGGCAUCAACAGUAACAACAUACUCCAACAGGAAGCGCCAAGGUUCCCCUUUUUGUGAUACAUCUCUGCUUGCCACACAGAACAACACACCUUGCCAUUGUCCCUGGCAGUUUUGGCUCAGCCAGAACAAGAGGUAGGAAGGGAAGUAAACAGUUAUAAGGUAUGGCAUGACUUAUUUACUGUCCCACCUUUUUAAAUGGAACUUUAGGUUUUGGAAAAAGCAAGGCAAGAGAGUCUUUUUUCGCACCGUGUGGAUUAGUUUUCUGUUGCAGUGUAGCAGAGUAACAAAAGUUUAGUGGCUUAAACAACACAUACUUAUUUCACAGUUGUUGUGGGUCAGGAGUCCAAGCAGACUUGCUGGGUCCCCUGCCCAGGGUCAAGUCUACAAUCCAGUGGCAGCUGGCUGUGUUCUCAUCUGAAGACACAAGUGGGGAGAACCCAUGUCCAAGCUCAUGAGGUUGCUGGCAGAUUCAUUUCCUUGCAGCUGUAUGACUGAGGGCCUGACUGCUUACCUGCUGUCGAGAGAAGACCACCCAGGCUCUACAGGCCCCUGUACUUCCCUGCCACAUGGUGCUCUCUACAGACCUUUCAGAGCAUGGCUGUGUGUCCUUCAAGGCCAGCAGGAGAGUCUCUCUAACUGUCAUCUGCUAAGACAGAGCCGUGCGUACCGCAAGGUAAUCUUGGGAGUGACAUAGCAUCACCUUGGCCAUGUUCUCGGGGCUAGAAGUAAGUCAUAUGUUCUACCCACACUCAAGGGGAGAGGAUUAUACAAGGUGUGUGAUGAUUUAGGGUGUGUCCGCCACAGCCUGUUAACCGGUGUCUUUGGGAAAGUGAUGGAGCAUCAGCUGAUGCCGUAUAGACAACAAGUGGGUAAAUUUAGUCUGAUGAUCACCGUAGAAUCAGACAUGGGUUAAGGGAGCCGCCUUCCCAGCAGAGGACUGAUGCCCUGGGCAGAGUGAGCUGGCAGAGAGGAGGGCUGGUGGGAAGGUGAGAAGGGGAACCAGUGGAAGAAUUGGACAAACGAACUGGGAGUUGGGUCUGUCCUAGCCCCCAUCCUGCAAGUUCUGUUCCCUAGCUUGCAUCUGGCCAGGCCCAGCCAACAGGAAGUGGUGAUGGGAGCUUGGAGAAUAAGAGACUGAGGGAACCCAGGGGACUUCUCACCCUCUCGGCUGCAGAGGGCAUUUUCCAGCAGUGGCUGUCUCCCCUCUAUGGCUCCAGCUCUGCUCUGCUGUCCCAGCUCCUACCUGGCAGCCUCCUGUCGUGGUUCCAGAUCCAUCAGAUGGCCCUGCUUCUGCUUCUGUUCUGGUGACGCCUCCUCAUCUGUGUACCCCUGCAGCUCCAGGCCGGUGAAGACUUCCUGCCGGUCUCUGGGUGCCUCAUUCUCCUGUUUGCCUUCCCAGGUCUUCCUUCAUCUGUGUGAUCUGUUCUCUAUUAUAUUUAUUCUGUUUGAAAUCCCUGGAGUAUUUUAGGCUUUCCAGACAAGUCCCUGAUAUAAAGGGUUCUGAGGAGUUGGCAGGUGUGACCCAGUGCAUAGGCUGUUGGAAAACAGCCUCGAUUAUUCCUCCCACCCCUGCAGGGCCGGGUCAGGGCAAGGCAAGUGAGACACUCUCCUUGUGUCAAAAUACACCGUCAUUCAGAUUAAUAGUAUUUUAGUGGACUAUCUUAAAAAAAUCAAAAUCAAUGCCAAAAAUCUGUGACGUAGGUUGAUGAAUUACCACAGAUGAACACCCCCAUAUUCCAGCGCCCAGAUCAAAACCAGAAAGUGCACGAUCACCACCCCAGAUGCCCCCCCGCCUCCUUGUACUUCCUCCCAGUCACUGUUCCUCGAAGGUAAACGCUAUCUGACUAUCACAUUCAUUACAACGGCCAUUUAGUUUGAAUAUUGAAUGAAGAGAGUCGUGCAGCCUGUUCUCUUCCAUGCCUGCAUCCUUUGGUUCAACAUCACGUUUAAGAGAUUCAUCCACGUCUUCGUAGGGAGCAGUAGUUUGUUUUCAAAUAAGGAUCGUUUCCCCUUUUAUAACACGAAAUGUUACUUCUAUAUAAUAACAAGCUUGUUGAAGAAAAAUGAGGAAAUUCAAAGAAGACAAUAAAAUCCAGUGGGACUCCCAUCAUUCAGAAGUUUGGCAGGUGACCUUCCCGAAUUACCUUUAGAUGCACUUGGAGUUUUCUUCCCAUUCAAAAUGGGAUUAUGCAAUGUGUUUUUCCUUAGAAGCUGAUUUUUUUCCUCUCUCCAGAUAGAUGAUUUCUUUAACAGAGAAGCACAGCCUUGGGAGAAGAAGGCGGUGAUGAAUUUGCCUUGCCUCCAAACUAAUGGUGCUAAGUCGGAAAAGUCACUUGUCAUUUCCUCUCUGUGAACUGUGCUUCCUUGUCUAUAAAAAGGGGAUAAGGCAGCCCCUCGGCCUCCCUCGGGACUAUGAUCCCUGCGGCCACGAGUCGUGUAACAGCCCCUCGGUAAGCAGCCCCUGGGCAGAUGUUGGGGUGCGGCUCGACUCACUGGCUCUGGAGAAAGAGCAGCCUUGUGGCAUUUCACCAGGGUCCUGGGGGAUAAUGGGGAGGAUAAGAAUGGAAAACUUCUGAAAAGCAAGUCCGUAGAUGUCCAAGAGAGAAGAAGCUGUUUGGAAGCGCUGCUGAAACAUGAAUGACUGUCCACUUUCUAUGGGAAACCACUGUCCUGGCUCAGCUAUUUGGAAUAUGCAAUGUCAAGCUCCUGGAGUCUGCAGGAUUGGGAAAACCUCGCGGAACAGCAAUUCCAAAAAGGCCUCCCUAAGGUGACCAGUCACACUGUGAGGGUCCAAAAGGCAGGGAUGUAGGAGAAAGGCAACCCCAGAAAGGAUGGAGUAAGGGCCUGACGGGCUGGGCUGCGUCCCCUGCCUCAAGGGCCAGAGAAUGGAGGCACCUGAGGCAGAAGGACUCGGGGCAUCAGGGACAGGAGAUGAUGUCAUUUCUACCUCCUCACUGUAAGAGCGGGGAAUCAGGCCCAGGGAGCUGGAGUGACAGUUCUGGUUUAAAGAUGUUACACUUGACGCCCACCCUCUCACUGAAUCCUCCCAACUGCCCCCCCUCCCCGUGAUGUAGGUGUAUUUUCCACGUCAGUAAGAGUGGCAGCUGAGGGCUUCCCUGCUGGCGCAGUGGUUAAGAAUCCGCUGGCCAAUGCAGAGGA
Messenger RNA from Aethalodelphis obliquidens (Pacific white-sided dolphin), 5306 nucleotides. It is a transcript of the gene BTBD16, whose product is annotated as BTB domain containing 16. Lineage: Eukaryota; Metazoa; Chordata; Mammalia; Artiodactyla; Delphinidae. The coding region runs from base 1 to 1521 and encodes 506 amino acids. The record is from RefSeq and is a predicted model, not a curated record. The transcript has 15 exons.